GGCGACGUAGCCACUAUUCGAGAUAAAACUGAACUAAGUGAUGUGGAAUUCGUUGUCUCACAGCUCAGCGAAAAAGACAUCAAGUUUUGGAUCGGACUUCAGCUACAAAAGGAGGAAUGUGUCCAACUCUAUCGGCGAUGAGACCGUCAACUGUAAGUUACACUGUCCCCUUUUCGACCUCUCCUUUUAAUCAAGACAGUGGCUUUCUUCGUUGGCCCCAUGGGACAUACGCUGAGGUAUUAUGUGAUUCCAGUCAGUCUGCUUAUACGUUUUGUCAAGAGAAAGACGGUGUUUUUGCAUGGACACCCCCGGGUCCGUUCUGCAAUGAUCGGAAAACAAGCUGUGAGAACGGGAGAAGAGGAUGUGAACAUUUUUGUGUUGCAGAUGAAACAGGAGUUCACUGUGGGUGCAAUGACGGGUACCAACUGGGUGAUGAUGGAAUCUCAUGCAUCCUUAAAAAUGAAUGUCUGUCUGCACCAUGUAAAUACAACUGCCUCACUAAAUCAUCGGGAUUCGUGUGUCUCUGCCCAGAUGGAUUCCAAUUGGCAGCCGAUCAGAUCAGCUGUGAUGAUGUCGAUGAGUGUACGGUGGCAGAUCCAUGCGGUGAGCACAUAUGCCGUAACACCAAUGGAGGUUACACCUGUCAGUGUAGAGAGGGCUUUAUCUCAGCGGAUGGACAGUGUCAAGAUGUCGACGAGUGUACGGAAUCAAGAUGCCAGCAAGGUUGCCUGAACUCUUUAGGGUCCUUCUCCUGUUACUGUUCCGCAGGGUUCAAGUCAUCGGACGGGGGUUUGUCAUGUGUUGACAUUGACGAAUGUCUCGAUCUGAAGACAAAUCGUUGUGAAGAUGAAUGCAGAAAUACUGUGGGGAGUUAUAUGUGCUCUUGCAGACCAAAUUUUAAAUUGGCGGAUAAUGGAAUAACUUGCAUCCCAGACAAAUCUGGAGUUUCCAGUGAGCAUAUGCCACCAUACCCCAAGGUCACACAGAGUCCAUUUCAAGUGCCACAGGUUACAACCGACCCAGUGGUUACUUCCUCACCUACCUCUAUUUCCAAAAGUUCAUCCAACCACUCCAUUACGCACGCGCCAUUUGGAGAUCUUAGCAACAGCAGUGACUCUGUAUAUAAAGCGCCAGUCAUUAAUUCGUGGGUGCUGGUCUGUGUUUUAGCAUCAGUCAUACCGCUAAUCAUGUUAAUUUUUCUGACUGCUGUCAUUGUCAUUUACCGUUGUAAUCGUUCUAAGAGCCAUAAGAAGAAGCCAAGCCCAACGGCAGACAGUUAUUGUUGGGUGUCCUCAGGUCUUGGACCAACGCCAGAGAAAAUACAUGAAAUGACAUGAAUGUUCAACAGCAACACGUUGAUUUAGGGACAGUGUACUGUGUACAUGUGUUUGGUAAUGUAAGUGUGAAAAACAUAAGUGUUUAGCCUUGAUUCUUUGGUGUGGCUGUGCACCUGCCCUCAAUGCACAAGAAUGCGCUUUGAAUUAAAACUACCGAGUUUUUUUUGUUACUGCAACUCUUGUACUUAUUUAUACCACAAACAUGUUGAUGAUAUUCUGGAAUUCUUAUAAGGUGUAUCUUUGACAUAAACACUGAAUAAAACAGAGUCUCUAGGCUAAUUAAUUAAU
Molecule: messenger RNA, 1625 nt
Organism: Sardina pilchardus (European sardine)
Lineage: Eukaryota; Metazoa; Chordata; Actinopteri; Clupeiformes; Clupeidae
Product: complement component C1q receptor
Exons: 2
Coding region: 117-1337 (406 amino acids)
Molecular function (GO): calcium ion binding
Source: RefSeq, a predicted model, not a curated record